Molecule: messenger RNA, 560 nt
Organism: Hibiscus syriacus
Lineage: Eukaryota; Viridiplantae; Streptophyta; Magnoliopsida; Malvales; Malvaceae
Exons: 5
Coding region: 150-359 (69 amino acids)
Source: RefSeq, a predicted model, not a curated record
GCGUCUCUGCUCCUGCGGCUUGCAACCUAAUAUAAAACGAAACGAAACCCCAUAGCCACCUGAAGAGAGAAAUCGGGUAAGAUCCAGAAACUAAGUGGCCUUUUCCAUCUUCUUCAUAAUUUCCUAUCGGCAGAUUCUGAAAACUGAUCAUGGCGGGAGGGAAUUUCAUGCACAGAGUUAUAUCUUAUGUCGUCAAUGAACUUGUCGUUGAUAGACUUGCAAACAGUCCGGCAUUCCAAAGAUUUGCUGUGAGGACAUCAAAGAAGAUAGAGGAUAUCUCCAGCAUGGCUGCAAAGAAGAGGGAAGAGCUUGCUGAACAAAUGAAGGAAAUCUCGAAAAACAUGGAGUCAAAAAACUGAUGAUUCUGUACAUACGACAUCACAUUUUGUUCGGGCGACUGCCUUGUCGCGGUUUUGAUAAUCUCUGCCUAAUAAGUUUGCAUGUAGUAAAAUUUGUCGUUUUGAAUAUGCAAGAAUGCAUAUAUGGCAUCUAUAUUUAGUGAUAUUGACAAGCUGGUACUAGCAUUAUCUAUAUAUGGAACUCGUAGAGAAUUUAGAUCA